UGGGCCAUCAAUAGCAGAAGGGCCCAUGUUGGUUACUGCUGCCGCAUCCACUGGGCUCCGUCCUGCCCUGGAGAAGGAGGGGUGCCGAACCCCCAAACCCCUCACACCCCCAAGCCACGAGAGCAGCCGCGGGCGUGGCCUAAGGGCUGCCCACCAGGUGGCUCGGGCAAAGGCCUGGCCCGAUUGGGCCACGGGGCCGCUUGUUCCGUCAGCCAAUCAGAUGCCUGAGGUUUCCGUUGGUGCCGCCCACCUUCUGGCUGGUCCUCGCGAUGGUGCUAGAGCUCUACCUGGACCUGCUUUCCCAGCCUUGCAGGGCGGUCUACAUCUUCGCCAAAAAGAACAACAUCCCUUUCAUGAUGAAGCCUGUGGAGAUGUUGAAAGGGCAACACUUCACUGAGGAAUUUAACAAGGUGAACAUCCUAAGAAAAGUGCCUGUCCUGAAGGAUGGAGACUUCAUCCUAGAAGAGAGCACAGCCAUCCUUCUCUACCUGACCCGGAAGUACAACACACCCAGCUACUGGUACCCGCCUGAUAUGAAAAAGCGAGCCCGUGUGGACGAGUACCUGGCCUGGCAGGUCAGCACCAUUCGGGCGGGCGCGUCCAAAAUCCUCUGGCUCAAGGUGGUGAUCCCGCUCUUCGUAGGCCACCAAGUGUCCCCACAGAAGCUCUACGAAGCCAUGGAGGAGCUGAACCUCGCCAUCCAGAAGCUGGAGGACAAAUUCCUGCAGGAGAAGCCAUUCCUCAUCGGCCCAGAGAUCUCCUUGGCCGACCUGGUGGCCGUCGUGGAGCUGAUGCAACCCUUCGGAGCCAGCUGCGACAUCCUCGAGGGUCGCCCCAAACUCCAGGAGUGGCGCAAAAGGGUGGAGCUGACGUUGGGCAAGGAGCUCUUCAUGGAAGCCCACAACCGGAUCCUGAACCCCCAGGAACUGAAGAGCAUCGUCAUUGACCCGCCCCUGAAAGCCCAGAUGAAGCCGCUGCUCUUGAAGAUGCUGAAAUAAACAUGGGGACCGACCAGUGGGGCUCCCCCUGCCCCCACCCGUUUGAUCUCACCUUGCAACCUCCCCCCCCCUCCACACACACGGGUUUCAGGCUUGGCUUCCAAUCAUCCUUGCUCCAAGCUCCUUUCCUUAUUGCCUGGCCCACCUCAAGCAGGGAUAAUUCCACUUGGCCUAAGUAUAUUGCCAUCUUCAUCGGGGGCUUCUGAGGAACUCCACCCCCCACCCACCCCCCAGUUACCUUGGGGGAAGCCCAGAUUCUGAACGAGGGCUGCAACACAGUUUCAGAAGGAAUCUAGUACUUUUGCCCACCAUGGAUGUUAAAACUGCAAAUUCUUCGUCCUCAAAUUGUCCGUUGUCCACAAUUCUUUAGGAAGUGUAUAUCGUAAAAGCAUUAACAGAAUAAAGUCCAGUGAUGAAUUAAGAUAAAAUGAUUAGUCAGUAAUGUUCAAUAUAUACACCACACAUACCACAGGGGAACAAGGGGCUUCCAAAUUCUAACUCCCAAAGAUUUUUCCAGCACUUGGGAAUGGAAGCCUCAACUGGUCCAGGAAGUCUCUCCUCCCCCAGCAGGCGAGAAACUGGCAUCUCACGGGAUGGGGGGCAUCUGGGUGUGUGUGUGGGGGGUGUGUGUGCAGAGGCCCUGAGCCAAGGCAGCUUUCCAGGCUUCGGGCCGGGCCGGGCCAUGAACCGGGUCUGAUCUUGCGUGUGAUCAGAUUGGGAAGUUCUCUGCUGACCUGGUUUAGACAGACAUGUCCUAUCAUGCGGCAGUGAUCCAAAGAGGGUUAACGGGGCAGUGGCCCCUCAGCCCAGCAGGGCCUUUGAGGAGAUACGUGCGAGUGGACGUGAAGCAAUCUGGCCCGCUUCAAAGCCCGCCAAAUGAUGCACCUGAACCUUUAGGGCAGGAGAGGGCAGUCUGUGUCCCGUCCCGUCCCCUCCCCGGCUCAAGUUCGAGUCUGGCGUUAACCUUGAUUCCUGGCAAAUAUGAAUGUUGUGGUUUCUGAAAAAUGGUUGCCAGCUAGUCCACAGCAGGAAACAAACGAAAACUAAAAAUGCAACCCCCAAUUCUCACCUGUGGCCUCAGAAAACACUGCACGAUCCCUGCCCACCAACCUCUCCCACACAGCAGCUUCUCCCACUUUCCAUCAUCCCCAUUGUCCCCCCAUCCCAACCCCCAGUGUGCCUUCACCCCAAGCUAUUAACCCUCCUGCAGGACAACAGGUAGGCAGGUGAAGGGAUAGAAGAAGCAGGGAUCUUCACAGGCCAUAGGAGGUGCGGUGAAGCUGAUGAGAAGAACACAAGACCUUUUUUUCCACAACUUUGCCCAGAGCUCAAGACUUGCUCUAGGCUGGGAUCCCCCUUGAAUCUCUGCCUCGGUUGUUCACUCUGGGAAGCAGGGCACUGAAACCACCUGAUUGCAAAGGGAAUCUGAACAGGAGAGACACACAGAGCUCGAACAAGUUACAGUUAUUUGGUUUAUUUUUAAUUUAGCAGGAAAAGCCUGCAUGGUGGAGUUCUUAUUGAUCAAAUAUGAAGUUGCUGCUCCUCAGGAAAAGGUGUUUCUUGCCUUUAAACCAGUGGUCAUCAACUGGUGGGGCCGGGGACCACUGGUGGUCCGUGAGAAAAUUUUGGUGGUCCGCAGAUAAAUGUCCCCCCCCCCAAAGCAAUUAAUCCAGGCUGCACGGGAAUACAAGGCUGUGCUGCUUUUUGCACGUUGCACCACCUGCAAAUUUGCACAUUGCACGUGCCACCCCCUGCGGCUGAGAUUUCCAACCCCACCAUGAGCCAGUCCCAUAUUCCA
Notechis scutatus (mainland tiger snake) is the source of this 2796-nucleotide messenger RNA. RefSeq names its product glutathione S-transferase theta-1-like. Gene Ontology annotation, biological process: glutathione metabolic process. The record is from RefSeq and is a predicted model, not a curated record. Gene Ontology annotation, molecular function: glutathione transferase activity. NCBI's taxonomy places the organism in Eukaryota, Metazoa, Chordata, Lepidosauria, Squamata, Elapidae. Gene Ontology annotation, cellular component: cytoplasm.